Molecule: messenger RNA, 4411 nt
Organism: Xenia sp. Carnegie-2017
Lineage: Eukaryota; Metazoa; Cnidaria; Anthozoa; Malacalcyonacea; Xeniidae
Product: serine/threonine-protein phosphatase 6 regulatory ankyrin repeat subunit B-like
Exons: 32
Coding region: 167-4411 (1414 amino acids)
Biological process (GO): GPI anchor biosynthetic process
Cellular component (GO): glycosylphosphatidylinositol-N-acetylglucosaminyltransferase (GPI-GnT) complex
Molecular function (GO): protein binding
Source: RefSeq, a predicted model, not a curated record
AUAUAAAGAGUUGACGAUCACGGCAAAUUUAUCAUUUGGCUUGUAACAUUAAAGAAGUGGAAGUUUGUUAAGAUUAGUUUUAAACACUGACCAUUGCUGUUAUCGCUGACUAUACUAAACACUGAAUAUCGCUGUUUACUUGAGUGGGAACACGAAAUUCUUCAUUAUGGAAGAAGCAAAUUUGUCUGAUGCGGGCAAAAUGCCCUCGGAAUUAGGAAGUGCCAGUCAUGAUUAUCUUGGUGAUAAUAUAUCAUCAAAAGAGCCUGCGUCAAAUGUUUUAAUAAAAGUCCAUGCAUUUCAACAUUUGGACGGCGGUGACGACCUGAGUACAGACCAGACUUCUGAAGAUUUGGAGAAAGCCGAUUCAGACGUUGAGAAAUCUUCUGUGUCCAGUUCUGUUUUGCAAACUGGCGAAAUGCUUCAUUCUGAUGAUGAGAAAAAUAAUGACGAAACUUCUCCAAGUACUGUAUCAACUACAUUAACUUCGAAAGAAAACGGUCUUGAUGAAGAUGUCGCUGGCAAUUCUGAUGUCGAACAAAACGAAGGACGAAGCUCUAGGAAGAAGUCUGCGGUAAGCGAUUUGACAUCAAUGAUGGUCGCCUGUAAAGAAGGAAAUUAUCGCGUUGUUCAAAAACUGUUUGAAAAAGGAGCUUCGGUUUCAGAAACUGAUAUGCACGGAAUGACGUGUCUUCAUUAUGCCGCGUUGUCCGGCUCCGAACCCAUAGUCAAAUUUCUAGUAUCACAACAAAAGGAUUUAGUUUUAACGACAAACGACGAAGGUCAGACUCCAUUACAUCUUGCAUGUACUCACAGCUCACACGCUUUUGCGAUUGUGAAAUUAUUGGUGAAAGACAAUGGCGAAGAAGCGAAGCUAAUUACAGAUGCUGCGGGCGAAACUCCUCUUCUUUUGGCAGUGGAAAGUGGAAACAAGCUGGUCGUUCGAGAAUUAUUGGACAGCAAAGCAAAGGAACAAUUAAAGAUUGUUAAAAAAGAUUCUGGUGAUUCAGCAUUGCAUUGUUGUGCACGGAAAAAAAACGUGGAUGUUGCAAGAAUAUUAUUGGACUCUGGCUCUGCCGUAAAUCUAAAAAAUAAUGAUGGUCAAACGGCAUUACAUAUAGCUGCGUACGAAGGACAGGAAGCAAUGAUAAAAUUAUUAUGCUCAUCUAACAAAAUGUUUGCUGAUAUACAAGACAAGUUUGAUCGAACUGCCGUACACAUUGCAGCUGAAAGAGGAUUUUCAGGAAUUGUUGAAUAUCUUGUGGAUAAAGUAAAUGUCGAUAUUAAUUUUCGUUCCAAGUCUGGCAAUACACUCCUUCAUAUCGCUGCACAAAAUGGUCAUACAAAUACUGUUUUAGCAUUACUAAACAAACGUGUUCCUCUUCAUAUGCCGAAUAAAGCUGGUGAGGUGUCGCUACACGCAGCUGUCAUUUGUGGUCACGUGGGUGUCGUUGAGACUCUUCUAAAUAAGGGCGCACAGGUUGAUUGUAAAACGAAGGAUCUGUAUACUGCACUACAUAUUGCCGUGCAACACCGCAAGCCAAAAGUAGUGCAGACUCUUCUGGGCUACGGAGCAAAUGUGCAUCUUAAAGGGGGGAUGCUUGAAGAAACGCCUUUGCAUAUAGCUGCACAUUAUAAAGAUGGUACUGAGGUCGCUGAAAUGUUAUUGAAGAGUGGAGCGAAUGUUGAUGUACCCCAAGAGAACGGAGAAACAUCGCUUCACAUAGCAACGAGAAACAACAAUAUCUCCAUGAUAGAACUCCUCUUGUCUGAAGGCGCCAAUGCUGCAAGGAAAUCACAGAAAGGAGAGAUACCUUUACACAUCGCUGUCGAGAAUUCGUUUUUCGACAUUGCUGCGGUGUUAGUCAAUCAUGUCAUGAAAUCUAAUCUGAACCUUACCCAUGGUGUCAAGUUUAUAGUCAAUUCACCGAACAAAAAAGGAGAGACUCCGUUACAUUACGUCAGCAAACUGACAACGAAUGAGGAGACUGGUGAGCUGGACUUAAAAGCAGCGAAUCUUUUACUGAAGCAUGGCGGAAAUCCUAGACUGGAAACCGUGGAUACAAAAGAAACUUGUGUCCAUUACUGUGCAAGAUCUGGCAACAAUGACGUCCUUCAGGCUUUACUUAACUCGAUAUCAGCAGAAGAAGUUCGACGAUUAGUAAAUGCGAAAUCAUCUAAUCAUGUGACUCCUCUACUUAUAUCGUCGGAAAAAGGAAAUCUGGAUGUCACAAAGACUUUUAUGAAUUGGAAUGCGAGGCUUGACGCCUUUGAUGAGAAAGGCCAAACGCCACUUCAUUUGUCCUGUGCUUACGGUCAUAAAGAUGUCGCUGUAUAUCUUCUCAACUCUAAACCAUACAUAAAUGCAAAAACAAAACUUGGUUUCACUCCGCUACAUUUGGCAGCGGAGAAAGGAUACACGGACCUGGUCGAAAUGCUUGUUGUUCAAUUUUCAGCAAGUAUAGACGCUCUAUCGUUUGAAGGACAGACGCCGUUACAUUUGGCAGCCGAGGGAGGAAGGUUGGAUGUUUGUAAAGUCCUGUUGCAUCUACAAGCUGAUACAUCCGUUGCUGAUAAUCAUGGGAGAACGCCCUUGCAUUGUGCCACACAAAUGGAUCAUUCAGAAGUUGUUAAGUUUUUCGUGAAAAAUUAUCCUGAACUUGUCAAUCAAACGAACGCUGAUGGCGAGACGUGUGCCCAUAUCGCUGCUGCGAAAGGAAGUAUUUCUGUUAUAAAAGAACUUGUUCAAUUGAAAAAUAACAACAUCAUAGAAAAAAUUACUUCUAGCCAGAUUUCCACGCCUCUGCUCUUAGCGGCCAGCGGUGGUCACGCUGAUGUCGUACAAGUUUUGUUACUGAAUGGAGCGAAUGCUACACAUAUGGAUAAGUUUGGUUGGACAGCUAUUCAUCUUGCAGCGAGAAAUGGCCACAACAACGUUAUCGACAUACUUAAAGAUAAGAUUUCUCUUGAUUUUGUUAGCCCAAAGACGGGACUCUCAGCGGCUCACAUCGCGGCGCAGUACGGCCAAACGGAAGUCAUGAGGGAAAUAUUACUAGAGGCUGAUGUUGGGAAUGUGAAAAGUCAGCCGAACAAGACGAAAAAAGACGAGGAAUCCGGCUGUACUCCUCUGCAUUUUGCUUCGAGGUCUGGAAACGAACAUGUCGUUCGCCUUCUUUUAAAUAAUCCGAAUGUGAAGGUUGAUGCAUUGACAACACAAAAUUCAUUACCGUUGCAUAUGGCGAGCGGCGAAGGACACGCCAACGUUGUUAGCCUGUUGCUCAGUAAAGCUCCGCAUCAAGUCCACGCGAAGAACAAACUAGGGCGGACGGCGUUCCAUCUUGCUGCGUCCAGCGGUCGCAACAAUGUCGUUACUCAGUUGUUGGCGCAAGGAGCUAAAAUCGAUGCUGAAGAUACGGAUGGUUGGACCGCGUUGCAUUUCUCAGCGACUUCUGGACAUUUAAAAGUUGUCAAACAGCUUAUUGAAUCUGGUGCAAAUCUUACUAAGGAAACGGGGGAAGGAAAGGUUGCGUUGUGUUAUGCUGCUCAUUCGGGGAAUGUCGCCGUUCUACAUUAUUUACUCAAUCUUAAAUUUGAUCCGUCGCUUUUGUUGUUGGAUAAAACGUUCUUGUUCGAUCUUAUGGUGUGUGGAAAAGGGACUGGUAACGAGUGCAUCACGUCAUUCAUUCUCCGCUCGCCCGCACCUUUGUAUACAGCGGUAAAACUUUCCCAUCACUACAGAAUGCGGUCAGUUAAAGUUAAAGAGCGAAGCAAAGACCUGACAGCCGCUGGAGAUUUUUGCGAGGAGUUGGCCCAAAACAUUAUGGCUCUGGCUUGUGCAACUGAUGCAAGUCAUCUGUUGAACGCGACAGAUGACGAAGAUAAACCGUUUUUGGACGUAAUGGUCGAUUGCGAACAGAAGCAGUGUGUUGCGCAAACCGCUGUGCAGUCGUACUUAGGUAGCAAGUGGGUUGCCGGGCAAGAUUGGAGAACGUCCAAAAUUGUGGGUUUGUUCCUCGCGGCCUUCUUUUUGCCGCCUGUUUGGGCAGUGCUCUCCCUUCCAUGGAAAAAUAACUGCAAUCAAGUGCCGUUGGUAAAGUUUAUCUGUAAAUUAAUAUCACAUCUCUAUCUUAUUCUACUGUUCGUAUUCAUGUUGGCUAUACCAUGGGGAAAACUUGGCGAUGACGUAGUUCCGGCCUGGUACGAGGUAGUGUGGAUGUUUUGGUUGUGUGGUCUUUUUCUUGAACAACUCACCGAUGCGAAGAAUAAAAAAGGUCUGGGGCGAUUACCAAUAUUGGUAGUAUUUUUGUCAAUGGUCGGCGUUCUUCUUCAUUUGAGUGCGAUUCCCUGCGGGAGCUCCACGCGUUUAAAUCUUUUGUACUCGCGCAAUCAGAUUUUAGCAGUUGCAAUGUUUUAA